UAUGGUUGUCUGGCAAUUCCUCUAUGUAUAAUGUCACUUUAAGGUUAUGUUGAAUAUGGUUUAAUACUAAUUGAAAUUUGUAAUUUCGAAUGUACAUAUUGAGGUUAGAGUACGAGAAGAUAUAAAGUUUAAAAGAUUAUUUAGAAGAAUAUCUACAACGUUUAUAUAAGAACUCCAACAAUAAAGUAAUUCGUACUAUCAAAUGAGAACAUUUGUCGGUGUAAAACGCUUCGAGAAUAGUUACAUUUUUUAAUUUAUAAGCAAAAAAUGUUGAUUACUGUAUUUCAAUGUAUAAUAUAAGAAAAUAAACACUGUUACCCUUAAACGAAUCUAUUAAUAAAUAUAUUGGAUUGUAUUCAUACUUUCGAAUAAGCGUUGUUAAUUAACCUUAUUGUCUUAACGAUGAAGAACGUGGAUGAAUUGCGAAAUUUACAACAUACACUCUUAGAAGAUGUGUUUUUAAAGGGAAUACAACGAAAUGAAGAACAAUGCAAAGUAUGGACAGCCUACAAAAAUGGUCAUCUGAAAGUUGCAGAGGCGUUGGGUUCCCUACAGAAGGAGGUAUAUGUAAAUUGUAUGGUGCCAAUUGGAAAGAGAGCAUUGAUGAAAGGAAAAUUAAUUCAUACUAAUGAAGUGUUAGCUUGUUUGGGUGAUGGAUAUUUUGCAAAAUAUAGUGCUUCAGGAGCACAAGCACUCUGCGAAAGAAGAAUACAACGAGCAGAGGAAAUGUUAAAGGAUUUAAGUGGCGAAAGAGAUCUGUAUGAAACUAGAAUGAUGAUAGCAGAGACUGAUCUUUUCACAGAGUGUGCUGGCAAGGAAAUUGUAGAACAUUGGAAUGAAGACCAAGUUGAAGAAUGGAAAAAGAAACAUAGGGAAAGAGAGAAAGAAUACAAUCAGAAAUUAGCCAAACUCAGACAAGAAGAGAAAAGGAAGAUUGAUACAGAGGAAGAUCUCUUUCACAGACUUGAUCAGCUUGAACUAGAAGAGGAGCUAGCAGAUGAAUAUGAUAGAUGGGAAGAUGAACGACGUGAAUUAUUUGGAGAUGACUUAGAAGAAGAUGAAGAUGAAGAUGAAGAUGAUGAAGAAGAAGAAGAAGAAGAAGAAGAAGAAUGUUCCAAUGAAUCAAAAAGUUCCUCUGAAAAUGAUAAGAAAGAUCCCAAGGAGAAGGAGACAUCUGUCUCUGACUCUGAAAAUAAGCAGUCUAAAGAGAGCAUUGAGCAUUGCAGACUGAAAAAAUCAGUUUCUUUUGCAGACCAAGAGGAUCUUCUAAAUAAAAAUGAAGUCGAAACUUCAGCGAAAAAAGUAAAUGUAGAAAGUUCAGAGGAAGAUGUUCUUCGGAUAGAGUUUAGUCACUCUCAAAAUAAUCCAGUUGUAAAGUCGGACGACGAUACGAUAGAAACACCAGCAGAUAUUUAUAGGAUAUUUUCAAAGCCUAAAUCUAUUUUAAGGAGAUCACCGAAUGAUGUUGCUCCUGUACAGGUUGCUCCUCCUGAGUACAGUACAGAAGAAGAGGAAGAAAACGAAGAAUCUAUAAAACCUUCCGCAUAUGAAACAGUGGUGAAAGAUAUCAAGGAAAGAAUCUGUGAAAAUUUGCCUUUGGUACCUGAUGUAGCUUCAAAAGCAGACACAGAAACCCGACCAGUUAGUAGAUUUAAAAAAGACCGACAGUCGAAGAAGUAACAAGCAGUAUUAGAAAAUUUCUACGAUGUCAAUUUUGUUAAUAAAAAUUCUCUUAUAAUUAAAA
Molecule: messenger RNA, 1744 nt
Organism: Hylaeus anthracinus
Lineage: Eukaryota; Metazoa; Arthropoda; Insecta; Hymenoptera; Colletidae
Gene: uri
Product: unconventional prefoldin RPB5 interactor-like protein
Exons: 6
Coding region: 403-1680 (425 amino acids)
Biological process (GO): negative regulation of transcription by RNA polymerase II; negative regulation of phosphatase activity
Molecular function (GO): chromatin binding; transcription corepressor activity; phosphatase inhibitor activity
Source: RefSeq, a predicted model, not a curated record